GUGGUGCGGUGUGGUGCGGUGAGGUGUAGUGCGGUGUAGUGCGGUGCCCAGUGUUAAUGCUGCUGAUAACAAAUGUUCUCAAAUACUUGUGCCACGAGAACUUCUUAUUUUAUGUGUCGUGUUAUAAAAUUUGUUUCCUCAAUACUUAAGUGAUGUUAUGAAAUUAAAAUUAAUCGAUAAUGGAUAAAUCAAAACACAAAACCGGAAAGAAAAUGGAUAAGAAUAAUGGUAAAGAAAAAUCACCCCUGUUUGUGUCGGAUGUGAAAAACUUAAAAGAAAAUCUUAAAAUUAAAGAAAUUUUGAGAACUGUUAAAAUGAAUAGCAGUAUGCGUUUGAAAUCACCACAGAGCAGUAAAACGAUGAACAAUAAAGACCUCAAUGACAACCAUGAUUGUUUUGAAAGUGCUUCGCAAGAACUACAAGAACAUAUGGUUGAUGACACAAAUCCAAGUGCAACAAAUCAUAAUGUCAUCACAUCAACAUUAAAUGUAGAUACAGAAACGAGUGAUAACGAUUUACAAAAAAAUGAGGGCAUCAAGGUCACUAUUUAUGAAGUAUCAGACUGUACUGAAAGCAAUGACAGUUCACAGUCAAACACAAUAUCACAAAAUUGUAGUGACUCUAAAGAAUCGAAUAUUAAUGAUGAAAAAACAGAAAUGAAUAAUAUCGACACCAAAGUAACCUCUUCACCGAAACCAACUAAUAAUGUUGCAACUUUAAAACCAAGAGAUAGAAAACUUUCGUUAGAUCAAACAAUUCUAUCGAGACGUUCAGGCUUAUCACAGUCAGAGUUAGAUUUAAAUUUAAUUGGUAAAUCUCCAUUAGAGCGAAAGUCCUCAUUCUUUCGGAAGAAGAUGGACAAUUUUCUUAAAAAUACCACAGAAAUAUUUAAAAGGCAGUCACAAAGUGUUAAAUCACAACCUACACAGCGAAGAGGGUCAAAGUCGAUUUCUUUACAAUCUCUUAACGACAAAUCUUAUCCUAGCAAUGGUUACAAUAACGACGGCACAUUGCAGAUUCCACAGGAUAUUAGAAACAGCGCAACAAGUCUGUCGACAAUGGCGCGGAGUUCGUCGGUGGCGAGUAGUAUAAGUCCUGAGGGAGUUGAACAAGAUAGCCCGUCCGGCAGUCAAACCGUUCUGUUCGCAAGUCAGCCACUUGGAGAUUACUCUUCAAAUAGUGUUAAUAAUUUGAACGAGCCGUAUGUACAGGAUUCGCUUUUGAAAUCCCGAGCAAUAUCGAUGAGCUCUGGUUUAGACGCGCCACAGGGGAGACUACGACGGAAAGCAUCAAAAUCUAACAGAGUCACGUGGUUAGCAAGCGAAGGUCUUACGAACUACUUCAAACGGGUGAUGCAAGAUGAAAAGAGUCGGGAGGUCCAAUCAUGCCACUCGUACCAGGACUUUUCAAUAAUACCAGAGCAUGCGUCAUAUGGUCCGGCAACUGACAGCAAGGGACGCCGGCUGUCGUACCAACGCGCUGUUUCAGGGGAAGAUCCUGUUCUACCAACGAGGUAUUACGAUUCAUCACAGAGGAGAAAGAAUUUCAUACCGGAACAUCAAGUGCCAAAUUUCGAGCUAGAAGCCAAGCUCGAUGACUUCACGUUGCACGGGGUACCGCCUCUUCAUGGCUUCGCGGCUGUCACCCUCCCAGACCAGUCUCUGGAGUACCUGCAUUGGGCCGAACGGCCUGAUGAAAUGCACCAGUAUUACGCGAAAUGUAAUUUGCCACCGUCCGAGGAGUCACGACAAGCCGUUAUACGCGAGCUUGUCAACACGGAGGCGGAUUACAUUAGGCACCUCAAAUCUCUUGUUGAGGUGUUUAUGGCGGCAGCGCACGCUCUUCAAGAAUCUAAUUUUAUGCUAGACGUGGAUACACAACGACUCUUUUCAAAUAUUCCGGACUUGUAUAAUGCCAGCCUUGAGUUCUGGGACGCCACUUUCUACCCUAUGAUCUUGGAGAGUGUAGAAACUGGUGGACCAUUAAAUCCAGAGCUGAUGUAUGAAGGUUUUCACAACAUCGAUGAAUACUUACAAUCAUACGAGAUAUAUUUGAUGGACCAAUCAAGAGCCGUUGAAUAUCUUCGAUCUCUCUCUAGUAAUACGGAAUUCAUGUCAUAUCUAUCAUGGUGUCAUAAACAGAAGGAGAUCAACCGACUCCAACUGGCAGACAUGCUGGCAAAACCAAUGCAACGUAUUACUAAAUAUUCAUUAAUUAUAAACCGAAUACACCAUUACACUGAAAAAGACACGGCACGCGAACUUAUUAUUUCUAUGGAAACAACUGUCAAAAGCUUCGUGCAGAAUAUCAACCGCUGCAUACGACAACGCGAAGAAAAGGACAAGAUAACGACACUGGCUAACUCGAUUGAUGCAUACGAAUUGGAAUUUAAAGAUGAGGAAAUGGAGCGAUGUUAUAAACUGUAUUGCCAAUUAGAUCUGCAGGCCCCGAUGAUCCAUAUCAUGUUGGAUGUAAAUCGGUGCAUGAUAUUCAGCGGGGACCUGCGAUUCAAAGAUAACAUCAACAAAGAGAUCGACGUGUGUGUCUUUUUAUUCACGGAUAUGAUGCUUAUUUGCAAAAAGAUGCCUAAAGGCAGCCCUUAUAAGUACAAAAUGAUAAGACCGAAAUAUAUGUUGGACCGUUUACACUUUUAUCCGAAGUACAAAAGCGGCACAAAAGAUGUGGUAUCUUUAAUAUUUGUUGCCGUCGAUGAUUUUCAUUCAUCUUACCAUAGUUUUACAUUAUCUGAAUCCUCGAAAGAGGAAAAAAAUCAAAUGGCACUGAAAACAAGUUUGCUCCAAACUUGGGAUCACAAAAUAAAAGAAGCCAAAAUAAGCUACGAACUUGUUAUUAUUUAUGGCCAGCGAAAAGAAGGCGUACCAGAAUCCGCCGAAGACUCCUUGAAAAUGAGGAGAAUGACUCCAGAAGAAGUAGCCAUUGAGAAGGAGGCUCGAGAGUGGGCAGCUAUCAUGCUGCACGGCAGAAUGACCAGAGACCACGAGUACGACAUGAUGAACAUUCCGGAGGACCCAUACCAAAUAACUGAAGCCAUACUCGCUGGCAACAUAGACGCAGCACGACGCUGGCGGAAUCCAUUCCUUCGUAGAUACUCUUCUACCACUGCUGGGAGUUCUCGUACAUCCCGCAUGUCCAGUCUCCAAAAGUCUGCCAGUGCCACGUCACGCGACGAUCCACAGCCAAGUACCAGCCGGGGACUGUACUGCCCGAGCGACUCCAUUGAGAUUCCCUUUGAAAAGUUGGAAUCGGAAGAUACAUUCAAUGAUGACAUAUCGGAUGAUGAGGAUGCUGAGUCACCAUUACCGUCAUCGCUGAUACCACCACCAUAUGUAUCGCCUCAAAUAAGCAGAUCGCCCGUGCUUCAACCUCCAGCUCUGCAGCAACCGGUAAUAAGGACAGGGGUGAUUCACCAACUAGCGCUACAGCCAUCGAUGAUACACGAAGCGAUAAUCCGAGGACCAACCAUCCAAGAACCAAUUAUGCCUCAGUCAAUGAUGGAGGAUGAAAUUCCUUCGCUAAUGGUAGAACCUUUGAAUCAGCCACCAGUUAUAGUGGAACCGGUCAGGGUAUCUAUAGUUGAGGGACCACCUUUGCGAAGUGUCGCAAUUUCGAACCCGGUAGCGCAGUCUACGGCUAAUCGGGUGUACUGCAAUCCGAGACCACCAUCGGAGCCGCAGAUAACCCAGGAACCAAAAAGUCAGCAUUCGAUUACCCAGCAAUCGGUGGCUGUUGGUAUUCCAAUACCGAUUCCGGUACCAUUCCCUCUACUACCCAGUUUACGCGGUGACGCCGCAGUCCUCGGCCGUGACGCUGAUGACUCCAAGGGCAAGAAAGGUCGUAGAAUUCACGUUCCACGCGCUGAAAGUGUCCAAAGCAACCGUAGCGCCCAUAUUCAGCAUGUCCAACGAUCUAAGAGCGUGCAAAGCGCACAUAGUACUCAGUUCGUGCAGCAUGCAGAACGAGCUCAGAGCGCUAUGAGUGAUUACAGUGCGAAGAGUAGCCAAAGUGAGCGUGCGGGCCAUCGGAGGAACGGCCGUGGCCGACGGGGCAAAAGGGCUGCAAGCGCUAGCCCAAGCACGCUGCGGGUGAUUCCGCCAGGGGACGGAAUGGCAUCGAUGCUCAGCUUACCUGAUUUGACAGUAGAACCUCCUACUCCACGACAUCCUCCUAGCCCGCAAUCGGCUUCAGAGCAGAUGUAUCAAACGCACCAAGAGCAGUUGCUACGGAACAGGGCAGCAGCUCAGCAGCAACACUUCUUGAGCCCCGACCAUCGCGGCACCAGCUAUCCCCCCACCAGUCCCAGCAGGUCGAAUUUGAGACGUGGGUUGGCGUUCUCAUACUCCAGUAAGAAUCCACCACUUACAAAGAUGAGAAACGUGACCAGUCAAGCUAAUCUCUUAGAAAUUAUUCUACCAUCAUCAAGUCGCAUGAGCAAGAGCGAGAGUACGACCCCUGAUCCUGAGAUGAGUCCAGAGAGGCGGGCGAAGACGAUUGCUGGGUCCGUCUUCCGCAGCGGCACGUGGCAGGCGAAGUUUGAAGGAUGACAGAUGAGGUUCCUGCGGAUGCUUUUCCCAAGGAGCAGACGCAGUAGAUCUGGCGCUACGACUGGCAAUGUAACAAGCAAUACUACUGGCGUUUCUGAGGAAACUGAAAAUACUCAAGAAACAGGAACUCUUCCGGACUCCGAAGACCUUGGCGUUACCGCCGCUUGUGAAUUUAUGACCGAUCCGCAUGAUAUUCGAAAAGAAAUUCUAGAGAUCGUUGCUCAAUACAGCGAGGCUCUUCACCUUGACGACAUCGAGAGAGACCCAAUUCAAACUUUGGAUGAUCUACAGCCUGAGAAUAACGUGGAAGAUACCAAAGAAAUCGUUUUGCAAAAUGUCACCAAACAGAAGAUUCCGCAAGAUGACACCAACGAUAACUUCCAGCAAGAUGAAUGUGGAGAGGAGCACAUACCAGGCGAAGUUGAACUUAAAGAUCUCGUUAUUUCUAACCAAAUGAUAGUGGGCGAGGCUGGGAUUCUUGACGAUCUUGAAUUCAUGGAUGAGGAGCCCCAGGAUGAUGACGAUGACGAGGAGGAAUGACGCGAGGAUGACGAUGGGUUGCCUCAAUGAGGCCAACCCCCUGAGGAGGAGGAGGAGGAGGAAGAAGACGAUAUAGUCGUGGAGGAGGAGGAGGACGAAGAGGAAGAGGAAGGGUGGAUUUGUUGCCGAUGGCUUUACAAAUGGUGCUGGUAGAUAUUAUGAAGGGCCUAAGUAUUGACGUUUUAUUUGGAUGACAGGUGUAGUUACCAGCCGGAGUUGUUAGUGCGGAAUUUAUUGGUUCGGGAUUGUGGGUAUAGAUAAAUCGUGGAAGUAUUUUGACUCGGAGCGGUGUAAGUUAAGCAUACCUUGGACAAUCGAUCAAUAUCUUACGUUUGCUUUGACAUUAAUGCUCAUCGACCAUCGCUCCCUGUUUAUAACUUUUGCAUUUAUCUAUAUCAUCGUACGUAGUUCUCCUUGUAUGGACAGCUUUCAGACUUAGCAUCAUUAUGUGUGUUAUUCGUAGUGGAAAUUAAUCCGUAAUAAAUCUGAAAUAAAAUAGUAGUUACUUGGUGUCUAUGAAAAUACGAUAUGUGUUAACAUUCUAAUAGUCAUAAUUUAAGAACGUUUUCGGUGUUGUUACAAUUAUAAAAUAUAUAUUGCAUGUAUGUGUAAACAUUGUAUUUCUCUGACGGCUAAAUUCUGUAAGCUUAUUGAUGCAUUUAAAGAUUCACUGUUACUGUACAAUGUCCGACUUUACUACAUGAUUCUCAGCCACAUUCUACGCAUUCUGAUGAUUAGGAUUUUUGAAGCUCUAAGAUUCUUGAUACCUAUAUAAUUUGUUUUGAUUUCAAUUUAUAUUAAUGUCCAAUGUUUUAAUUUUACGUACGAAACCACAUGAAUUCCUAAACCCUAGACCAAAAUGAAAUUAAUGUUUUAUAUUUAUUUUUUUAUUAUUUCUUAUUUACAAAGACGUACUGAAAUUUUACAUUAUAUGCCUUCGUCAUAUUAUGACACAAUACUUUACUACUCUUUACCAAAAAUCAAACGACUAUUUUAUACUGUUAAUUUGAAAAUUACCCUCUGUGGUUAUCUACUCUUUACAUACUCUUAUAAUAUAUUAAGUGUUUUAGGAAAAUAUUCGUUUAUAGAAAAAGAGAAAAAAAAUCUUAAAAAAUAUAUUGAUGUUCUUUGUUGUACACUUAAGAAGUAGGAGGAAAAUAAAUGUUAUUAGCAAAAUAGUAAAAAAGAUUAAUCGUAAUACUAUCUUGAAAUAUUAUAAACUAAAUUACGAUCAUUCUUAGUAGUCAUUUAAAUGGAUGUUUUAGAUCAUAUAAUUGAUGUUUUAAUUGAUGUUUAUCUUGAUGUUAGUGUAUAUCGUUAUAUUAAAGUCAAGUAAAAUUGCCACACAAAGACCUAAACAUGGUCAUGAAAAUGUGACUUUCCACAUACAUACCAUUUUCGAAACACACAUCAUUGUUUUGAUGAGAUGGCUUUGUACAUGUGUUGGCAGUGGAAAUCUAUGUAUUAAUCAAUCAAAUCGAUGUAAAAUUUAUUGAAAACGAAUAGAAUUCUACACCCGUAGGUAUUCCUGUGCAAACCAAUAGAAAUAGUAGUUAAGUAGAUGAAAUCUUUUACUUCAACUCGAUGUCUUCACCUGUAAAUCUGAUCUUAAAUAAAGUAACCAACCCCCAAAGGAGUUGUUAUUAAUUUUCAUCAAAUUUAACUGUAUUACCUCUAAAAAUGCGCGAAGCUGU
Molecule: messenger RNA, 6796 nt
Organism: Papilio xuthus (Asian swallowtail)
Lineage: Eukaryota; Metazoa; Arthropoda; Insecta; Lepidoptera; Papilionidae
Exons: 24
Coding region: 180-4562 (1460 amino acids)
Biological process (GO): Rho protein signal transduction; endothelial cell migration
Cellular component (GO): endocytic vesicle; axon; plasma membrane
Molecular function (GO): guanyl-nucleotide exchange factor activity
Source: RefSeq, a predicted model, not a curated record